GCGAGAGCAGUGUCAUAGAUGAAACCUCUCUCUCCUAGAGGAUUAAAGACCUUGUUUAGAGGAGUGCUUGCUCUUGUACUGCUGUGUUCGAACGGUAACCUCUUCAGCCUCCCCAGAAGGUGGAUUUGAAACAAUCGCUUCUGCCUCUGGCACAACGCUUUUGGUAUGAAAGAAUGCGGCAUUCCAGGCGAGCUAAUUAUCCUGACUGGGAUAAAAAAGAAAGUCCGGAUCACAGAAGAUGUGACAGUGCUAGUAAGAGAAAGAAGAGAUCAUUAAGUGCUGCACAGGAGAACAAGCACGGCAAACAUGAUCUUUCUAAACUUCCUGAUAGUACCGAAACCAAAUCUGUAAAUGAAAGAGACCAUCAUGAACGACGCUAUGUUGAAGAAUACAGAAACGAGUACAAUCAAGGAUAUGAUACUGGGCAUCACAGUAGCAAAUCAUCAGGUCAUAGUGGGACAAGUAGUUACAAAAGGAAAUACAAGACACCUCACACUACCUGUCAUCAUCAUCAUUCACAGAAGAGUCAUCGAAGGAAAAGAUCCAGGAGUGUAGAGGAUGAUGAGGAGGGUCACCUGAUCUGUCAGAGUGGAGACGUACUAAGUGCAAGAUAUGAGGUUGUUGCUACUUUGGGUGAAGGUGCUUUUGGAAAAGUAGUGGAAUGCAUCGAUCACAAAGCGGAAGACAGACACGUAGCUGUGAAAAUAGUAAAAAAUGUUGAUAGGUACUCCGAAGCAGCUCGUGCAGAAAUACAAGUACUGGAACAUUUAAAUGCAUCGGAUCCCACCAGUAAAUAUUGCUGUGUCCAGAUGUUAGAAUGGUUUGAGUACCAUGGACAUGUCUGCAUUGUUUUUGAGCUACUGGGGCUCAGCACCUAUGACUUCAUUAAAGAGAAUGGCUUUCUGCCAUUUAGACUGGACCACAUUCGACAGAUGGCAUAUCAGAUCUGCAAAUCUGUGAACUUUCUGCAUUUGAACAAGUUGACACAUACAGAUCUGAAACCAGAAAAUAUUUUAUUUGUGACGUCUGACUAUGUAGAAGAGUAUAACCCCAAACUGAAAUGUGAUGAACGCACACUAAAAAAUCCAGCCAUCAAAGUUGUGGACUUUGGAAGCGCAACAUACGAUGAUGAGUAUCAUAGCACUUUGGUGUCUACAAGACAUUACAGAGCUCCUGAAGUUAUCCUAGCACUGGGAUGGUCACAACCAUGUGAUGUUUGGAGCAUAGGAUGCAUUCUCAUAGAAUAUUACCUUGGAUUCACAGUAUUUCCGACCCAUGACAGCAAAGAACACCUGGCAAUGAUGGAGAGAAUACUGGGGCCUUUGCCAAAUCACAUGAUAAAAAAAAGCAGGAAACGCAAAUAUUUCCAUCAUGACCGGCUGGAUUGGGAUGAACAAAGUUCUGCUGGUAAAUAUGUCUCGAGGCGCUGUAAGCCACUGAAGGCAUUCAUGACCUGCCAUGAUUCUGACCACGAGGACCUCUUUGACCUCAUUGAAAAGAUGCUGGAGUAUGACCCAGCCAAGCGCAUUACUCUUGAAGAAGCACUGAAACAUCCUUUCUUCUUCCCACUGAAAAAGGAAAAAAGGGCGCUGUCUCCUAUAGCUGAGCAGGCUGAUGCAGAUGUCAGUCCACCAAAGAAAUAUAAAAAAUGUUAAAUAUUUAUUGUGUACAGUUAUUUUGUAAAUGGCCUAUUUUGUAUUAUGACUUUUUGGAUACUGAAGUUUAACACAGCUGCUGGCAUAAAACUUAAGAAAAAGAUACUGAUGAACCUGGUUGCAUUUCCUCAGUAAAUAAAAAAAAUCUCAGGACACUUGUACUUUUAA
Aquila chrysaetos chrysaetos is the source of this 1823-nucleotide messenger RNA. It is a transcript of the gene CLK1, whose product is annotated as CDC like kinase 1. Lineage: Eukaryota; Metazoa; Chordata; Aves; Accipitriformes; Accipitridae. The record is from RefSeq and is a predicted model, not a curated record. The coding region runs from base 174 to 1655 and encodes 493 amino acids. Gene Ontology annotation, cellular component: nucleus. Gene Ontology annotation, biological process: regulation of RNA splicing; protein phosphorylation. Gene Ontology annotation, molecular function: ATP binding; protein tyrosine kinase activity. The transcript has 13 exons.